GCCGCCUCCAACUUUCGAAUACCUCAACUUCCUCGGCUCUCUCAACAACCACUCCAAAGUCAAAUUGUCACCUUUCUAGUUAUAAUAAACCCUUAUAAACUCGCCAACCAGAAAACCUACCUUUACAUGCCCACCGAAGACUCCCCAUCCACAAUGGCUCUCGCCGUUAAAGGACCGAUCCACUUUGGUCCAUUCGUCGUCACAUCCCAGGUCUUCCACAUAACCCCCCUCUCCUUCGCCCUCGUCAACCUCAAACCCAUCCUCCCAGGCCACGUCCUCGUCUCCCCGCGCCGCGUCGUCCCCCGCGUCUCCGACCUGACCCCCUCCGAAACAACAGAUCUUUUCCUGACCGUCCGCCGUGUGGGCCGCAUGGUCGAGCGCGUGUACGGCGCAAGUAGUCUCAACAUCGCCGUGCAGGAUGGCGUAGAGGCGGGACAGAGCGUGCCGCAUGUUCAUGCGCAUAUUAUCCCGAGGAAGAAGGCGGAUCUGGAUGCCCGGGGAGGGACGGAUGCGGUGUACGAUAUGCUAGAUGGGGAGGAGGGGGAUUUAGGGAGGCAUUAUCGGCAGAGGAUGACGAGGUUUCCGGCCGUUGAUAAUGAGGAGAGGAGGCCGAGGAGUAUGGAGGAUAUGCAGGCGGAGGCGAGGAUGUUGGCUAAGGAGAUGGAGGUGGAGGAGGUUGAUUGAGUUGGUGUGUUGUAUGUAUAGUAUGUAUAGAUGGAUAGACCUUUUUUUCUUUACUGUUAUUUGCAUGGGAUACCUUUUUUUUUUUUCUCUCUUUUUUUCGCGGAUUCUAUGUUGGCUUGUGAUUGAGCUUAAGUUACACUUUGUGUACUUUCAAUAUGUAUGUGACAAGACUCAUCGAUCGUCGAUGGUAUCUAAUCUAAUCAUGGGCCCAUCCAAACGCCUUCACCUGUCUAGUGGUAU
Aspergillus caelatus is the source of this 924-nucleotide messenger RNA. Its product is annotated as HIT family protein. The transcript has 2 exons. Lineage: Eukaryota; Fungi; Ascomycota; Eurotiomycetes; Eurotiales; Aspergillaceae. Bases 127 to 684 code for a protein of 185 amino acids. Gene Ontology annotation, molecular function: catalytic activity. The record is from RefSeq and is a predicted model, not a curated record.